AUUAACCCAUAAAAGGGGGGAAAAAAGGGUAGGGAGGACGCAAAAUCUGUGGUUCCAGGCUUGCAAACCAAUCAUGCCAUGAAAAAGGAAUCGUUGAGAAAAAGUAAUGGGUUUGCUUCAAAGCCAACCGAAUCUCACUCUUCUUCUACUUGCCCCUAUAAAUACACAGAAAAGCAAGACUCGCAUACCCAAUUUACGCUUACUGUUGCUUCUUGACUCUCCCAACACACUUGUAUAUGGAAAUGAUGAUGGCAGCUCAAGAUCAGGAACUCAAUCAGAUCAUUCGAGGCAAGCGGACUAAGCGAUUGAGGUCUCCGCUCGCGUUGGCAAUUACUUGUAGCUCGUCAAGCGGCAGUGGGGAUCAAAUUGAAGGUGAAAGUUCAGGAUUCACAGACAAUAAUAAUACAGAGGAAGAAGAGGACAUGGCCAGUUGUUUGAUUCUUCUUGCACAAGGAUCUCAUGAUCAUAACCGUAAAUCAUCGCCUCAAAUUGCAACAACAACAACUAGCGAUGUCAAAUUCCGUUUCGGUUUAGAAGCUUAUCAGUGCAAGACGUGUGAUCGGUGCUUUUCUUCGUUUCAAGCGCUGGGAGGACACAGAGCCAGUCACAAGAAACACAAGGCAGAAGACAAGAAAGUUUGCGCGGAAAAUCAAUUUAACAACAAGAAGAUGAACAUGAGAACGAGUCUUUCGCUCCAAACAUGGAAGUCUAAUGGUAAGGUUCAUGAGUGUUCGGUGUGUGGUGCGGAGUUUUCGUCUGGACAGGCGUUAGGGGGUCACAUGAGGCGUCACAGGACGAUUGUGAAUGGCGGCGGCGGCGAUGGUGGUGGUUCAGGGCCGUCUACUACAUUGAGUUUGGAUUCAAGUAGUCACGAGAUGGAGUCUCGAGAAUUAGCAAAGAAACCAAGAAAAACUAGUAUCACUAAUCUUCAAUUGGAUCUUAAUCUUCCUGCUGCUGCGGCGGAAGAUAUUGAUCCUGAUGAUUUCCGAUUCGGAUCGGAAGAACAAGUUAUUGUGUUCUCUGCAUCUCCUUUGGUUGAUUGUCAUUACUGAAAUUGAUUCAUUUAGUUUACACUAAUUGUGAAUUAUUGUU
Messenger RNA from Tripterygium wilfordii, 1092 nucleotides. Its product is annotated as zinc finger protein ZAT5-like. Bases 237 to 1052 code for a protein of 271 amino acids. Lineage: Eukaryota; Viridiplantae; Streptophyta; Magnoliopsida; Celastrales; Celastraceae. The transcript has a single exon. The record is from RefSeq and is a predicted model, not a curated record.